CGUCACUUCCCGCGAUGUUUCCAGCGGGUCAGGCGAGGAAAACGAAAAUAAAGAGGCUGAGUUUCAGUGAAAUGAGAACCCGGAGAACCUGAGGUGCAGCGAGAAAAACUGAUUAACAGGUUAAAACAACUCGAAAGCUGUCCCACCAUGCCUGUUUGUGACAUCUGCUGCCAAGAGUUUGCAUCUGAAUCAGAAUUAAAAACCCACCUCCUUCUGAGCCACCUGGAAAAUGAGAUGAGCUGUCCGUUUUGCUCGCUAUCAGGAGUCUCCUACGAUGAGCUGAACUUCCACAUUAGUACUGCACACACAGAGAUGGAUCUUCAGAACUCACCCACUGACAAGGCAUCAGCAGAUCGGGUACCAGACCCCACUGAAACCAAUGGUGCUAAAUGGACUGUGAAGAAUUCGCCAGCCUCUUGUAACUCAUGGAGAACUCCAGCUUCCCCUCAAACAUCAGGUCAUCACACUCUCAAAACAGCUAAUGAGACGGCUGCGCCUAGUGCAGGAAUUGCACUUACUCAAGGUCAAGGAGCCCAGUCCAGGAUUAAAUCCUCACCUCCUGCGGCAAGCACAGCAAGCGCAUCUAAAAAACAAACAUCCAGCGUCCACCCUGGGCAGUCUGAGGAUUACUCAGCAGAGCAUUGCAAGGCCAAACAGAAACGCCUGUCCUCCCCCAAGAAAGAGAGGAUGUUUCCCUGUCCGUUCUGCAGUCUGGUCUGCAGUGACUGCUUUAUUCUUCAGGAACACGUUGAGCUGCAUCUCCAGGACCAGGCUUCAUCUGCAUCUGAAGGAGCUGUUCCUGAAGCAGGAGCAUCAGCACAGGCAUGUUCUUCUGUGAGAAACGGAGAACCAGGUUUUCCACUGUACGAGUGUCCGUUGUGUUCCUUGGUCUGUGUGGACAACAGCUCGCUGCAGGAGCAUGUAGAGCUGCAUCUGGAGUAUGGCACGGCUGCUGCUGCAGGAGACCUGUCUGGAGACCUAAAGUUGGCCAGGCAGCUUCAGGAGGAAGACGAGAAGAAGAGAAAGGAGGAAGAGGCCAAAAGGGAAAAAGAAGACUUCAGACAGCUGCAGAAAGUGUUUGGGCUGGACAAUAGCGGCGGCUACCGCAGGCAACUGGAGCGUAAUAUGGAGCGAGCUGUGAGCCGAGGUCACAUGGACCCUGCUGAAUUUCACCAGAAACGAGCUGAAAUGAUGGAAUCUCUGGCCUCUGGAGUGGACGAUGGACGCAGCAGAACUAACGGUGUUCUGGAGGCGCUGUAUGAUUUCCAUCAGCGUGAGGCUCGUGACUGCGCCCGCGUGUGGCUGUGUGCUGAAACUGACCACUACUCCAGCUCGGCUGGAGACAAGGGCUGGGGCUGUGGCUACAGAAACUUCCAGAUGCUGCUGUCAGCCCUGCGGAGAACAGAGGAGUACACUGCACCGCACACACUGCCAGACGCAGUUCCCAGCAUCCCCCGAGUGCAGGCUCUGAUCGAGGCAGCGUGGGCAGAGGGCAUUGACCCUCAGGGGGCAUCUCACUUUAACAGAAAACUGCAGGGUACCCGGGCCUGGAUUGGAGCCACAGAAAUCUACAGCGUUCUCACUGUUCACAGAAUUAGGGCCCGUAUUGUGGAUUUCCACCAGCCCACUGGCCCAGGAAACACACAUCCCAGACUGUUCGACUGGGUGAAAAACUACUUCUCCCAACACUCCAGCAGAGGCGCUAGACUGCCACCCAGAGUGGUGAAGACCAACCAUCCACCCAUCUACCUCCAGCACCAAGGUCACAGUCGCAGCAUCGUGGGAGUGGAGGAGCGGAAGAAUGGGAGUGUGUGUUUGCUUCUGCUGGAUCCAGGCUGUCCUCCAGGAGAGAUGAGGAAGCUACUAAACCCCAGCACUGCUGCAGCUUCCGUCAGCCGCAUGCGCAAGUUUCCCGGACACCUCAAACAUACACAGUACCAGGUGGUCACGGCAGAGGGGGUGUUGACUCCAGAGGAGAAACGGGAACGUAUUGCGAACUCCAGAACAUUACGUGCUGAGAGAAUUCCCUGAUGUUCCUGUUUGGAAAUGGAAGACUGGUGGUCUAGACUGUCUUGGUGAAACAUUGCUGUGAUUUACACUGAAUGGGACAUAGUUAUUAAAUGUGUGUGUGUGUGUGUGUGUUUGUUUUUAGCAUUAUUUUAUAAGAUAAUUUUAAUUUCCUAAGAUAAUAAAUAAGCAUUCUUUAACUUUG
Molecule: messenger RNA, 2212 nt
Organism: Astyanax mexicanus (Mexican tetra)
Lineage: Eukaryota; Metazoa; Chordata; Actinopteri; Characiformes; Acestrorhamphidae
Gene: zup1
Product: zinc finger containing ubiquitin peptidase 1
Exons: 12
Coding region: 148-2031 (627 amino acids)
Source: RefSeq, a predicted model, not a curated record